Messenger RNA from Ichthyophthirius multifiliis, 890 nucleotides. RefSeq names its product KTI12 chromatin associated, putative. The transcript has 6 exons. NCBI's taxonomy places the organism in Eukaryota, Ciliophora, Oligohymenophorea, Hymenostomatida. The record is from RefSeq and is a predicted model, not a curated record.
AUGAUGCCUCUAAUAUUAAUAUGUGGUAUCCCUGGAUCAGGAAAAACGACAAGAGCAAAAAAAAUAAAAGAAUUUUUAGAAGUAGAGCAUAAUUGCAAGGUUAUUCAUAUAAAUGAAGAAAAUUUGGAAUUGAAUAAAUAAGAAGCAUAUAAGGACUUUUAAGCUGAAAAGUUUACAAGAGGAUACUUAAAAUCAAAUGUAGAAAAAAACUUAACGAAUCAAGCAGUUAUUAUAUUAGAUUCACUUAAUUAUAUUAAAGGUUAUAGAUAUGAAAUGUUUUGUUUAGCAAGAUCUAAUAAAACAUAACAUUGUGUAAUAUAUUGUGAGGCAGAUAUUAAAAUAGCAAGAGAAUAUAAUUAAUAAAAUUAGAAUAAUUUUACUGAAGACAUGCUUGUUGACUAUAGUAGUAGAAUGGAAAUUCCAAAUUAAAAAAAUAGAUGGGAUUCGCCAUUAUUUCAUUUGAGAAUAAAUGAAUAAACACCUUGCUAAGAAAUCGCAAAUGUUUUACUUUUUUAAACUAAAAAGUCAAAAGAUCCUGUUUCUACAGCACCAGUAAUAAAAAUAAUUUAAAAAAAAAAAAAAAUUAUAUAAGGAAAUAUAGUACGAUGCUAAUUUUUUAUAAGAGAUUGAUAAAACAGUACAAUAAAUUAUAGAAGAAUUUAUGUAAAAAUAAUAAGAAAAUAUAUAAUCAAAUGUAAUUACGUUUUCAAAUUGUGCUGAAAAAUUAAUUGUAAAUAAUUAAAUUUCACUAAUCGAGCUUAAAAAAAUCAAACAGGAGUAUUUAAAAAUAUGUAAACAUACUCCACCUAAAAAAAUUGAAGAUAUUGGCGUAUUUUUUGUUAUUUAUUUAUAGAAAUUUAUAGAUAGAUAGAAAUGAUUUUUUUAUAAAU